Molecule: messenger RNA, 2712 nt
Organism: Kluyveromyces marxianus DMKU3-1042
Lineage: Eukaryota; Fungi; Ascomycota; Saccharomycetes; Saccharomycetales; Saccharomycetaceae
Gene: TMA108
Product: Tma108p
Exons: 1
Coding region: 1-2712 (903 amino acids)
Biological process (GO): proteolysis; peptide catabolic process
Cellular component (GO): cytoplasm
Molecular function (GO): zinc ion binding; metalloaminopeptidase activity; peptide binding
Source: RefSeq, a predicted model, not a curated record
AUGCCCCUCUCCCUAUCUGAACCUAUCAUUCCGCUAGAGUACAACCUGGAUCUCACCGUGGACCACGUAAAACCAAACUUCAAGGGCCAAUUGACUGUCCUCUUGAAACCACGCUCUGAAAACCAACAACCGUUCACCACAUUCAAGCUGCACUCGUCCCAACUUGUGAUAAGUAGUGCAGUAUGGCAGGGAACUACCAAAUUGUCCAUCUCCUAUGAUCAGAAACAGCAAACCGCCUCUUUCACUUCCGAAGAACCUCUUUGCUUCGACACUUCCUCUGGCUCUGCAAGAGCGGAGUUAAGCGUCACUUUUCUAGGCAGAGUGAAAACAAUCAAAACACACCGCGAACCAACCAUAGGACUGUUCAAAACCAAUUUCAUGAACGACUCCACUGGGAAGAGCGACUCGUAUGUCAUUGCGACGCACACCCAACCCGUUUUUGCUAGGACGCUCUUCCCAUGUUUCGACGAACCAAACUCAAAGUGUAAAUACACGCUCACCUUGACCACACAUAAAAGGUUCAAAGUUGCAGCAAACACGGCUAUCGUUGAGCAAAAAUCGUCCGACCAAGAUGACCAGUUGCAAACUGUCAAGUUCGCCACAUCUCCACUAAUGAACCCUUCUUUCUUUGGUUUUUGCAUUGGUGACCUACAAUUCUUAAAGUCCGAGAUCAAGUUAAACAGCAAAACCAUCCCUUUGCAGCUAUUCGCGCCACAGGGUAUUGCUCACGCAGCAUACAGUUUUGAUACCAUCAUAGAGACUUUGCCUCUUGUAGAAAAGAAGAUUGGGUUUGAUUAUCCACUCGACAAGCUAGAUGUCGUCCUUUUACCGUUCUUGUCAGAUAUGGCCAUGGAGAACUGGGGUUUGCUCACUUUCCAGAUGAACCAUCUCCUACUAUCACCACAAGCUUUGGCAGACCCCUCAGUCACCCAGCAAGUGAGACAAUUGAUUGGCCACGAAUUGUGCCACCAGUGGAUGGGUAACUAUAUCUCUUUCGAUUCAUGGGAAUAUUUAUGGUUCAACGAAUCCUUUGCCACUUGGUUCGCUUGUGACUUGUUUAAUGAUCAUGAUAAAGAUAACUACUGGGGGUCCGACAAUUAUUUCCUCCAAAUGGAGAAUACCAUCUCUACAGAAGCUGAUGAAAGUACGAAAAGUAUUGUUCAAGGUUCAUCGUUUGAUCCAGCAACUUUGAAUGCUACUAGUGACGCACUAAGCCAACAUCACUACAAUAAAGGUAUCUCUUUACUUAGAUCGUUGUAUGAAAGUAUUGGGAAGGAGCAUUUCUCCAAAGCCCUUUCACAAAUCUUUAACGAAACUAACUCCUUCCACGCUAAAUCCGUGAAACCAAUAGAUAUCUUUAAGAGAAUGGGCGAAAUUCUCAACUCAGAAAAUAUUCCAAACUUCUUCAGCUCUUGGACUAGAACUCCAGGUAUCCCAAUUGUUUCAGUAUCCAUUAAUGAUGAACAAACCACAUUAGAACAACAUCGUUUUAUUACAGAAAAAUCAGACAUUGAAGACGUUCCUUACCAUGUACCUAUUUUUGGUCUUCUACCAUCUGGCGAAAAAGAUGAAAAGAACGAUUUGUUAACAGACAGAACUUUGAAACUUCCUGGUCCUGAAUUAAUAAUCAACUCUGGCGCGAAGGGAUUGUACCGUGUUUCAUACGAAAGCGAGCAAUGCUAUCAAUUAAUUGGCAAUGCGAUCAAGACCCAUAAACUUUCCGAAAUUGAUAUAUUUAAAAUCUUUGUGGAUCUUCACGCAAUAAUAGGUACCGACUAUCAAAAAACAUCCCAUAUUAAUGGUUUGAUCACAUUGUUAAAAUAUAUUUCAUCUGAUAUUGAAUUGGACCAAAAUAUCUUACGUGGCCUAUCCGUUGGUUUAGACACUUUACAAACAAUCGAGAGUGCUCUUAGAACAUACAAACAUGCCUCUGAUGACUCAUUUACCACUGAAAUAUACAUGCCGCUAUGGAAAAUAUUAUCGUGGAACGAGUUGUCUUUACCGCCAUAUCAAUUACAAGUUAUGUCUAAAGUUAUGUUUGCCCUCAAGAAGCAAGACACUACUCUAACGGUUGCAAACCAGUUAAUGAAAAAGAUAAUGUCAGGACCAAACGGAAGUGUUCCUUUGGAGUUGUGCGGAAGUGUUUUCUCGACAGUUUCUUGCCACCAAAAGAGUGUAAAACAAUGGAAGAAACUUUAUGAAUUGGUCAAAUCAUCUAAAGGAAUUGAAACCCACAUCAAUGGAGGAACAUCUACUGAUAUCCAAAACUUGGCUCUUGAAAAUUUAGCAUUCAGCACAAAUGAAGAAUUGAUUGGAAAGACUCUCAAUUUUGUAAAAACAAACAUUACUUCAACCAGUGUUGAAAAUGCGUUAUUCGGUUUGAACUUUAAUUUCCAUGAACCAUUGGACGGUAAGACCAAUAAAUUAGUACGUGAUGUUUGUUGGGAUUGGUUCUCCUUAAAUUUUGACCAAUGGGCUCCAAAAUCUUUAAGAGAAGGUGUCGAAUCUCACGUAAGAAUGAAGAAAACCUUAGUUCAUAUUUCAUUUGUCAUUUUCCAAAUGUGGAUGGAUCAGCCAGAGAAAAUUGACGAAUUUGUCGUCAAGAAAACUGCAAUGUACGGUAAGAUUAUUGGUCUUGACCAAGUCUGGAAUAGUGUCAAAUCUAGUGAAAAAGCAAAAAUGAACAUUUACAAAGGCAUUCUUGGAUUUUGA